AAUGCAAAGAGGAGGGGGACCUUGAUCAGAUUACUGAUCCAUACCUAAGGGGAAGAAUUAAUCCGUGGUCUCGUAACAAGUUUGCCGAAACUGCUCUGAAGUGUGUUGCUGAUAAAGAUCGUGACCGUCCAUCGAUGGGAGAUGUGCUAUUAGACCUAGAGUAUGCCCUUAAGUUGGAUGAGAGUCUGGCAAGCGAAUGUGCCAAGAUUUUGCCGUCAGGCCUGUGCCGCCAGUUCUCACUUUCAGAGAUGGAGGCUGCGACAAACAACUUCCACGAGUCACUCCUUAUGGGUAGGGGUUCAUCUAGUAGUGUUUACCUUGGCAAGAUUGAUUCAGCGGCAUUGGCAACCAUGGUAGCUGUUAGGCGUGUUUACGGUGUACGUGACAUCCAUUGCCUGAUAGAGACUGUGUUGAAGCUCGGCCAUGGUCAUCUUGUGCCACUGGUUGGUUAUUGCCAUGAGAAGGAGACGACGCUCCUGAUUUAUGAAUACGUGGCUGGUGGAGAUCUUCGUGAGCACCUCUACGGGAUGAAGCCACCCCUUAGCUGGAGGCAGCGUAUUGAGACCUGCAUUGGUGUUGCUCGUGGCCUGUGCUACCUUCACGGAUUACAACUCACCCACGGGGCAGUGAGGACGUCAAACAUUCUACUGGAUGAUCAGGAAUGUCUUGCUAAGAUCACGAAUAUAGCUCCGCCACCCACUGAGGUCUGUGAAACUGAUUCUUACAGCGAUCCUGAGUACUUGCGCACCGGGCUGCGCACUGAGAAAUCAGAUGUCUAUUGUUUUGGUCUUGUGCUACUCGAAGUCCUCUUUGCUCGCCCUGUUAUCGAGCGCCAGCGUCCUGAGGAACAAGCAGCGUGGUUAGCGCGCUGGGCAUUGCUGUGCCAGGAGGAGGGCUACCUUCAUCGGAUUAUUGAUCCAUACCUGAAGGGAAAAAUCAACCCACAGUGCUUGAAUAAAUUCCUCGAGACUGCUGAGAAGUGCCUUGCUUUUAGAGGCGAUGACCGUCCAUCAAUUGGAGAUGUGCUAUCAGAUCUGGAAUGUGCCCUUGAGUUUACUACAAGAUGCGAGUGGAGAGGCAAGCUCAGGUAGUAGCAUGUCACACGAAGCCAUAGACGAGGGGAGUUGAUUGUGGAGGGUUCCGAUUUCCGACGAGCUGGCAGCACUAGCAUGAUGAUUCCACGCGGGUUUGUGCUCUUUUUUUUUUCCGAUUAAUCUAAAACUAAUAUGUUUGAUUACCGUGUUGUACAGAUACUUUAAGUGAAUUUCGUUACAUUUGCAAUACAAUACAGGUUUGUUAUUCACCCUUGUUUAUGUGAGGUCGUAUUGUACUCUAUGUCCUCUCGGA
Messenger RNA from Sorghum bicolor (sorghum), 1347 nucleotides. Its product is annotated as receptor-like protein kinase FERONIA. The coding region runs from base 135 to 1091 and encodes 318 amino acids. The transcript has a single exon. Gene Ontology annotation, molecular function: transmembrane receptor protein tyrosine kinase activity; ATP binding. The record is from RefSeq and is a predicted model, not a curated record. Gene Ontology annotation, cellular component: plasmodesma; plasma membrane. Gene Ontology annotation, biological process: protein autophosphorylation. Lineage: Eukaryota; Viridiplantae; Streptophyta; Magnoliopsida; Poales; Poaceae.